CCUACUACAGCUUCGGGCAGACAGUGUGAGCCCAAAAUCAGCCUCAAAUCUUACUAUAUAUAAAAUAAAAUAAAAUAAAUAAAUAAUGCAUGGUACAUCCACUGUGAUAAAGCAUUAAAGGGAAGACAAAGACAAGACCAAAUUUCAUACCUAGCUCUCUUUUUCAUCACUGCCCCUUGAGAAGAACCCAAGCCCUAUCUGCCUCUGCCUCAUCUUUUCAAUCUUUUUCCUCUUACCCUUUUGCUUCAAAAAGACGAAGACCAAGUUUGAAGCACAGUAGUGGUUGCUGCAUUGAAAUGAAUCAAGAAAUGAGUGGGGUUGAUGAGACGGAGAGCUACCAAGAGAGUGUGGCGGAGAAGAUAGAUUAUGUGUUCAAGGUGGUGGUGAUCGGAGACUCGGCGGUGGGGAAGAGUCAGCUCCUCUCCAGGUUUGCUAAGAACGAGUUCUGCAUUGACUCCAAGUCAACUAUUGGGGUUGAGUUCCAAACCAGGACUGUCACCAUUAAGGGCAAAGUCAUCAAGGCCCAGAUCUGGGAUACUGCUGGCCAAGAAAGGUACCGGGCCGUGACAAGUGCGUACUAUAGGGGAGCACUAGGGGCCAUGCUGGUGUACGACAUUACCAAGAGGCCCAGCUUUGAUCAUGUGGCAAGGUGGGUGGAGGAGCUCCGGGCCCACGCCGAUAAUUCCAUCGUGAUCACACUGAUUGGGAACAAAGCAGAUCUUGUGGACCUGAGGGCCGUGCCCACGGAAGAUGCUAUUGAGUUUGCAGAGAAUCAGGGCCUCUUCUUCUCUGAGACAUCGGCCCUCAGCGGCGACAACGUGGACACUGCGUUUUUCAGGCUACUCGAGGAAAUUUACGGUGUGGUUUCUAAAAAGACUUUGGAACGUGGCAUUGCAAAAUCCAACGGUGGUGAUGCCGCGGUGCUCAAAGGAUCCAAGAUUGAUAUUAUUUCGGGGGCUGAAUUGGAAAUUAGUGAGAUGAAGAAAUUGUCUGCAUGCUCUUGUUAGAAAGAAAGAAAAUCAUGAAUUUGAGCUAUUUAUUUAUAUCUUUAUGUUCUUGUUGAAAGAACUUAGAAGCAUCCUUCUAGGUUUUAAUAGAAUAUACAAAUUUGAAUAUGAUUGAAUUUGGUAUA
Molecule: messenger RNA, 1132 nt
Organism: Corylus avellana
Lineage: Eukaryota; Viridiplantae; Streptophyta; Magnoliopsida; Fagales; Betulaceae
Gene: RABA3
Product: RAB GTPase homolog A3
Molecular function (GO): GTP binding; GTPase activity
Source: RefSeq, a predicted model, not a curated record